Molecule: messenger RNA, 945 nt
Organism: Echinostoma caproni
Lineage: Eukaryota; Metazoa; Platyhelminthes; Trematoda; Plagiorchiida; Echinostomatidae
Source: the annotation of a GenBank genome assembly
AGUCCACUCGGUCGCUCCCCGCAAAACGCUCUCGGACAAGCCGGUUCAGCGGCGAUCGUCAUGGACACGUCCAGUCAGAGUGCCAGUUUGACUCAGGCUUCCUCAGGAACAAACUCUGCCUCCCUUUCCGGUUUCAUCAGCAGUGGCGAACAAUUGCAGCAGCGCACAGCUCUCACAUGGAUUCGGGCAUUUGUUAUGUUAGAUCCCAAACAUUUAUUGCCGUUUGCGUCCGGGAUUAUCGGGGCUGUGUUGCCAUGUUUUGUGAUGGGUGGGGGUGCAGAUGGUGUGAAGGAUCGAAAAGGUGACCUGUUAAACCCUUUUGCUCGAUUUCUGUUUAUUGUGGUAGAAUUAUCAAAGUUUUGCCCUGGCUUAAUGCUAAAGCUGAUCGUUGCAUCAUCCUCAAAAGUCGUUGAUAUAGCUCUGCUAUCAAUUCUGGAAACCGCUGUACGCAUCAACGAAACGUUGUUGACGUUUGUAAGUGAAGCAAACGAUCUUCACGGAAAUGGAACGAGUGAGAAUCGGGAGUCGACACCGCGUUGCGUGUCUGCUUCCCCGUUAGAGCAAACAAAUCAGAAAAAUGAGGCUCCAAUUCGGGCUAUUCACGCGGGAGUGAAUCUGAACGAGCCGUCCAUUCGUUGCACAAGAACAAAAUCCACAACGAGACAGGAUGUGACCUCGCUGAGAAGUCGGGUUAUCUGUACGGACGCCAUUUUGGAGGCAACAUGUCGUCUACUGAAUCACCAAGGCCUGUUAACACGUUUGGCUGCACUGCGUUGGAUCGAAGUGUUGACCAAAGUUCGACUAAAAGAGGUUCUAUCCCACAUAUCCGAUCUCCUACCGUUGAUGUUAAAUUUACUCUCGGAUUCCGCAAGUGAGUUUAUGGUGGAUGCAAUUUUGGAAACUGUCUUCGGCGCUGAUAGCAACCCGACCCUGAACUUCAGUUAG